AAAAUACAAUUUUCUGUUAACACUGAAAUCUAUAGUGUCUUUGGUUACUUGAAGUUGUCAGUGACGAGGUCCAUAAUUCCGUAGAAAAUAGAAAUUUUAGCCAAAAUAUGUCAAAAAGAAUCGCUCAGAGCUCUGUAAACUGGGCUGCUUUGGCCGAAAGGGUUCCAGCUGAGCAGAAGGCCAGCCUUGCUGCUUUCAAAGUCAAGUCCGAUGGCUAUCUUCGCAGGGUAUUAGCUAACCCCGCAGAGGCACCCAAAAUUAACUGGGCGGUCUACAAGCAGACCAUUCCUAUCCCUGGAAUGGUAGAUAACUUCCAGAAGCAGUAUGAGGCCCUGAAGAUCCCAUACCCUGCUGACACAAUGACAGCUAAGGUUGAUGCCCAAUGGGUUGAAAUAAAGAAAGCUAUCGACGCUUUUGUACAAGCGUCUAAUGCUAACAUUGCUAAGUACCAGAAACAAAUUGAAGAGACCAACGCAAUCCUUCCUUACGACCAGAUGACCAUGGAGGACUUCAAGGAUGCCCAUCCCGAUAUUGCUAUUGAUCCUAUCAACAAGCCUACAUUCUGGCCCCACAAUCCCGAGGAACAAUUAGACUACGUCGACCCGGAGAAGCAAGCUCAGGCCUCUCAUUAAAUGAAGCAUAAUUAAAUAGAGCUUACAAUAAGUUCAACUGUAAAGUUAUCAAAAUAGAACAUUUUCUCUGGAGAUCAUGUACUGUGGUUAUUAUCUGUUCUGUAUAAUUUAUGUAGGAAUAAAGUAAUAUUUCCAAUUA
This is a messenger RNA of Melitaea cinxia (Glanville fritillary), 771 nucleotides long. RefSeq names its product ATP synthase subunit d, mitochondrial (gene ATPsynD). NCBI's taxonomy places the organism in Eukaryota, Metazoa, Arthropoda, Insecta, Lepidoptera, Nymphalidae. The transcript is spliced from 3 exons. Gene Ontology annotation, biological process: proton motive force-driven ATP synthesis. The coding region runs from base 108 to 632 and encodes 174 amino acids. Gene Ontology annotation, molecular function: proton transmembrane transporter activity. The record is from RefSeq and is a predicted model, not a curated record.